AUGGAAAAAAUUCCUAUUUUUGGAUAUUUCAUCAUUUUUCUCAACAUUAUUAUCUGUAUUGUGCAUGGCGCUGAUCCCAUUUCGAUGAUCUGUGACCAAACACCUUACCCGGAUGUGUGCCGCUCUCUGGUUACUACACAACCUCAAUACUUGGCACAAGAGAGCGUAGUGUUGGAGUUUCGCAACAAAGCCCUUAGAGCAACUUUAGCUCACGCUCAAAAUGCCCACGCUGUGAUAUCCUCUAUGGCCACACAAUCACUUGGCAAGCUUGCCAAGUUAGCUUGGGCUGAUUGCUUUGAGCUCUACGAAGACACCUUGUACCGCCUCAACAGUUCUAUGACCGCCGCCACCCACACAAACGACGACGUUCAAACACGGCUGAGCGCCGCCAUUGCUAACCACCAGACCUGCCAAAUUGGGUUCGCCGAUUUCCAGUUAUCACAAUACUCGCACGCAUUAUUUCCUAAUUACACUACUCUAAUUAGUGACUUCUCCAAGCACCUCAAGAACUCGCUUGCCAUAAACAAGGCCGCCGCAGCUAAUUCUAAUUCUCAGCAGUGGAAAGGCCGGCGAUUACUGGCCGGCGACAGGGUAUUUCCGGCGUGGGUUCCGGCGUCCGACAGGAAGCUCCUUGAAUCCAAGGCGGCUGCAACCGCCGCGAAAGCCAACAUCGUGGUGGCUAAAGACGGGUCGGGGCAAUAUAAGAGCAUUAAUGAAGCUGUGUCUGCGGCGGUGAAGCUAAGUAGAGGCGCCAAGAGAUUUGUGAUAUACGUGAAAAAGGGUGUUUAUAAGGAAAAUGUGGAGAUCAAGAAAUCGAUGAAGAACAUCAUGUUCAUUGGAGAUGGGAUUGAUGCUACCAUUAUUACUGGUAGCAAAAACGUCCAAGAUGGCUCCACAACUUUUCGUUCCGCCACUUUUGCUGUUUCUGGCGAUGGGUUCAUAGCCCGGGGCAUUACCUUCGAGAACACAGCCGGACCCCAGAAACACCAAGCGGUUGCGCUUCGGUCUGGCGCCGACCACUCGGUGUUCUACAGCUGCAGCUUCAAGGGCUACCAAGACACCUUAUACGUCUACUCUCAGCGCCAAUUUUAUCGCGAUUGCGACAUAUACGGCACCGUAGACUUCAUCUUCGGCGACGCCGCCGCCGUGAUUCAGAACUGCAACAUUUACGUGAGAAAACCGAUGCCCAACCAGAAAAACACCGUCACGGCUCAAGGCCGAAGCGACCCAAACGAGAACACCGGAAUUGUGAUCCAUAAUUCUCGUGUCGCACCAUCCUCUGACCUAAGGCCCGUCCAACGCUCUUUCAACACGUAUUUGGGCAGGCCAUGGAAACAAUACUCCAGAACGGUGUUCAUCAAGACUGCUCUCGACGGCUUCAUCGACCCCGCCGGUUGGCUUCCGUGGAGCGGAGAUUUUGCUCUCAAAACAUUGUACUAUGGAGAGUAUAUGAACAGUGGAGCCGGUGCAAGGACCAGUGGGAGAGUCAAAUGGGCAGGCUACCAUGUGAUUAGGAGUGUUGCAGAGGCCGGAAAAUUCUCCGUCGGGAACUUCUUGGACGGGAACUCUUGGCUUCCGGCUACCGGCCUGCCCUAUACGUCUAGCCUGUGAUAUGAUAAUGUGAAGUGACGCAGAAGGCCGGUUCAGAUCAGAUUAUUAAUUUAUUCAUAUUAUUUGUUUAUUUAAAUGCACAAUAUAGUUGUUUGGGGUUGUCAUUUUCUAGCAGGAAAGUUGCUUGCAUGCAUUUCAUGCAAUUGUCAACUACCUUGUGUGUACUUUCCGCAGUAUAAAUUGUAUACCACAGAUUUCUUAGUAUGUUAUUGAUA
Ipomoea triloba (trilobed morning glory) is the source of this 1826-nucleotide messenger RNA. RefSeq names its product pectinesterase-like. The transcript has 2 exons. Gene Ontology annotation, molecular function: pectinesterase inhibitor activity; pectinesterase activity. Bases 1 to 1611 code for a protein of 536 amino acids. NCBI's taxonomy places the organism in Eukaryota, Viridiplantae, Streptophyta, Magnoliopsida, Solanales, Convolvulaceae. Gene Ontology annotation, biological process: cell wall modification. The record is from RefSeq and is a predicted model, not a curated record.